Yamadazyma tenuis ATCC 10573 is the source of this 3171-nucleotide messenger RNA. The record is from RefSeq and is a predicted model, not a curated record. Lineage: Eukaryota; Fungi; Ascomycota; Pichiomycetes; Serinales; Debaryomycetaceae.
ACACGAUUGUAACCCUUGCCAUAGACUUACCGUCCUUGAUUAAAUCCUGAAUACUAGACCCUCUACUGGUAUCACUAGCCUUGGCACCAAGUCCAACCGAAAUACCGGUGAUAAUUGCACUCUUUCCUGAUCCGUUCCUUCCAAUUAUAAAAUUCAAACGAGGACCUAACUCCAAUUCAAAGAAAUCAUGACACAUAAAGUUUUUUAAACUGAUUUUUUCAAUGACUCCUGCGUGGAACUUUUCCAUAAUACCAUUUGUUUCGGUCCCUUCGGUAUUGCUGGUUUCAGAAUCGCUCAAUCCAGAGUUUUCACCUUCAUCUUCAGAAUCACUACCAGAGAAAGAACUUGACUCUGAAGCACUCAAAUCCUCAUCCUCGGUAUUUCCAUCCACAUUCCCGACACCGUUGAUACUCUGACUCAUCUUCGUACGCUUCAUAAUGCUGUCCAAUAGGUCGGGUGACCCACGGUUUUCUACUUCCUUAGUUCAAUCUCAUGGCAUCCUGCCGAAAGUAUUCAUCAUUACAAUGUUUAUACCAGAACAAGAAGCUUGGAACAGCAAAAUAGACUUCCCCCAUCAUAUAACAGUUCCAGGAUUGUCCCUCCUCUUCCCACAAGUUCAUUGUGUUCAAGACUACAGUAUUUGCCAUAUGACCACGGGAGAAGGCGAAAUUAAUGCCUCCAACUCAAUGAUGGCACUUCUCCUUAAUCCUCAGUUCGACUUAUCAAGGACAUACUUCCUUCUCAAUGGUAUCGGUGGCGGGGAACCACUGAGAGUAACCACUGGUUCGGUAACAUUUGCCAAAUAUGCUAUUCAAGUGGGACUUAUGUACCAAAUAGAUUCCAGAGAAUUACCGGUUGCGUACAAAGAUUGGCCAUCUGGCUAUUUUAGUUAUGGUGCCAAGGACCCUUUCACCUACCCAGAUGCCGUUUAUGGUACGGAAAUUUAUGAACUCAAUGAACACUUGAGAGAUAGGGCAAUUAGAGCAGCAAAGAAGAAUGAGGCUUCGUUACAAUCAGGAACUCCUCAGAACAUCUUGUUAAGAAACAUGUAUGAUGGUCCUGGGGGAGAACCCCCAACUGUGAUGGCUUGUGAUGUUACCACUCUGGACAACUAUUUUUUCGGACAUAGAAUGAGCGACUUCUUCAUGGACUAUACUCUGAUGGUCACCAACAACACAGCAUACUACUGUUCUUCUGCUCAGGAAGAGAAUGGGACUUUGGAGUCGUUGUUGCGUAUGGCAAAGCUGCACAGAGUGUCCUUUGAUCGGAUAAUUGUAAUGAGAAGCAUUUCCAAUUUUGUGAAACCUCCACCAUCGGUUGACGAUUCUGUGGAUUUUUUCAAUAAUUUCAACAAGGGAGGAUUCCAGUUGGCAUUAGAUAACUUAUUCUUGGGAGGAUACCCUGUUGUUGAAGAUAUAGUGGAGAAUUGGGAUGAGGUUUACGCUGAAGGAGUUAAAUGUCUGAAUUAUGUGGGAGACAUCUUCGGCAGCCUUGGAGGAACCCCCAAUUUUGGCAAACACAACUACACUAUCCAUUAGAGUCUGCAAAACACUUAAUUUUUGAUAUUUAUUAGAUAACCUACCUAAACCUAGAAGUAAUAAAGUACUCUUUUAAUUAACUAAUACCCAUUGAUUGGACUUAUCCAAAACUAACCUGCCAUUGACAUAAACUUUCAAACAGUUUCUAUCAUCUCCAGAAAAUACCCACUUGUUCAACAAGUUGAGGAUCUUUGACUGCAACUCGUCUUGAUCGUCACUUUUAUUAGGAAGUUGCCAAUCAAACAAAUCAAUGCUGCUGCUCAUUCCUCCCAAAUCAAUCAAUUGAGAGUCAAACUUCUUCCCAAUAUCAAAUGUCCCAAUCUCAGACUCCAUACCAACAGCAAUGGCACCUGCUUGAGUACUCAUGUAAAGAGCAUCGUUCAAGCUUAACUUGUCGGAGUUGUUAUUGGUUUUCAUCGACAAGUGGUGACUUACCAAGAUACUUUGUCUCACAAUUCCCAAAAUCAGCGGGUCAAAACCACCACUGAUAUCCGUUCCUAAACUAACAUUGAUCUUGUGCUUAUACAAGUACUGCUUUACAGGAGCUUCUCCACUGGCAAUAAAAGUAUUGGAAGUAGGACAGUGACUGAUGGAGCAGCUUUUCUUCUUAAUCAACUUACAUUCCAGGUCCGAUAAAUGGAUUGCGUGAGCCAAGAUCGUGGAACUGGAAAGUAAGUUAUGGUCAUCAUAAACAGAAGCAUAGUUCUGGCAUUCUGGAAACAACUUUUUCACCAACUGGAUUUCUCCCUUGUUCUCACUAAUAUGAGUUUGAAUUGGUAAGUUGUUUUCAGUUGAAACCUGGCCCAACUUCUUCAAUAACGACCUGGUGCAAACGGGAGCAAACCGUGGAGUGAUUAUUGGCUUUACCAAUGUUUCUGGUUCGGGGUUUUUGCCAUCAAAGUACUCUAUCAAGUGUUUGAUGGAAUUUAAACUUUCUGCUUCGGUUUCUUGGUACUCAGGAUAAUCAGUAUUGUGGUUCAUACAAACCUUACCCACAAAUCCUCUUUGGCCAAACUCCAACAAUAAGUCUCCAAACAACUUACUGGUGUCGGUAUCAAUGGUGGUGAAGUACGAAGCACAAGUUGUUCCGUUGGUUAAAGUCUUCUUGAUCACUUUGGUGUAAAUAUCCUUAGCAACCUUAAAGUUUUCCUUGUUGAAGGAGUUCUCCAAAGAAAAGGUAUAGAUUUUCAACCAGUCCAAAAGGGGAAUGUUCAAACCUAUACCGACAUUGGGGUACUGUGAAGCGUGAAUGUGUGUGUCAAUGAAACCGGGGAAGAAAAAUUGACUGGGGCUCUUAGACACAUCCACAUACUUAAAGUACGAUUGAACACUAUCAAAGUGGACGUAGUUGUGUUUGAACACUUCAAGCACUGACGGCUGUUCCACAUCAGGGUGAAUAAAAUCAAUGACUCCUUGUUGGUUGACUCCUAUUAAACACUUGGUCCUGAUUCUGAUCUCUCCAAGCUCUGGGGUGUCGACAAAAGUUCCAUAGUAAAGGCUGUAUGGAAUGGAUUCCAUGGCCCUCGGGCUGUCCUUUUCGUGAUCAUAAGACCAUUUAUCUUUUCUUAAUUGCAUAUCUAUUCAAGGGUAGAUGUUCUUGUCAGAUCAAAGGGGAGUUACAAUACCUUAUAUU